This is a messenger RNA of Coprinopsis cinerea okayama7#130, 234 nucleotides long. RefSeq lists its product as hypothetical. The record is from RefSeq and is a predicted model, not a curated record. Lineage: Eukaryota; Fungi; Basidiomycota; Agaricomycetes; Agaricales; Psathyrellaceae. The transcript has 4 exons. Bases 1 to 234 code for a protein of 77 amino acids.
AUGUCUGACUCUGCUACCAAGGCUCGCCGGCUGGGUCCAGUAUUACCCUGUCAGCUAACCUAUGAACACACCCUAAUCAGCUCUCAUCUUUACCAAAAGCCAAACUCGGACUCACAUGAGUUUCUUGGCACGAGUGACUCGGAUCCACGAGUCAAAUACUCACAAGGUAGACGGGAACCCGAGGAAACAGUUGAGAGCAAGCGUGUGAUGCGCGCGCGCCGCGCGAUACACUAA